Paramecium primaurelia is the source of this 5090-nucleotide messenger RNA. The record is from the annotation of a GenBank genome assembly. NCBI's taxonomy places the organism in Eukaryota, Ciliophora, Oligohymenophorea, Peniculida, Parameciidae.
AUGUUAAGAAAUAUCCAAUAAAGUGUGGUAAUCAUAUAAAUAUAAUUUUUUAGUAUAACAAAGUUAGAGACUAUACUAAUCCCUUUAAUUUACUCAUUCCUUGGUUGAAUGCAAUUUUUAAAAAAUAUAUGGGAAAUUUCUUUAAUGAAGAGAUAAAGAAGGAAUAAUUCACAUCUAUGGGAUUAAAGAAGUUGACAUUAAAAGUGAGUUCUCUAAAUUCAUAAAUGGCUCCGAACAUUCCUUUUGUUUUAGAAUCUGGAUCGAUUUCUCUAUUGAAAUUGGACUUACACAAAUUAACAUGUCUAAUUGAAGAAGUGGAAAUUACUUUGAAUUUCAAGACAAUUGAAUAAUAUCGAUUAUUUGUUUAAACUUAUACAAAGUAAAAGAUGACAGCAGAUAAACUUCAGAAGAUAAAAGAUGAAAUUAUCAAAGCUUAUAAGGUUAAGAGUGAAACUUCAAAUAAUGGAAAUUAGAAUGCUUGGAAUAUCAUUAGAUAGUUUUUAUAAAAAAUAACAUUUACAGUUAAUAAAUUGGUUUUACAUAUUGUUGAACCAAUCUACAAUGAUAAACUAUCCUUGGCUAUCAAUUAGAUUAGUAUGAGAGUAAGGAAAUUAUAGGAAGAAAAGGAUUAAAUGGUCAGUACCAUGGUUAUUGGAGGAUGUUCAUUGCAUAUUAACGAAUAGAACUAAUUAUUUGAUAUAAAUAAUUUUUAAAAGGAAUCAUGUAUAUUUAGUUUAUAAUAAUAUUACACAAAUAAGUAUGAUUAACAUGUUGUUAUUCAUUUAAAAACGGAAUUAAAAGAAAGAUUAAAAUUUAAUAGUACAUUAUGUAUAAGAUUGAUGUAAAUGAACUUUAAUUAUAAGUAAUUUUAAAUAGCGAUAAGAAUGAUUAUGAGUAUUUUGGAACAUAAUAAAUUAAUUUAAUCUUAAGAUAAAACAAUUAUUGAAUCUAUUAAAUAAGAAAUUCCAUAAUUUUAAUUAACAUGGUGUGAAUCAUAAGUUUAUUAUGAUUAUUGUGAUCAAAUUGGAGAAGUUAAAAUAGAUGAAAUUGAUGGUAAAUCAUUAAGUGAUGAAGCAACAGUUGAAUUUAAUGAAGAUUUAGAAUAAGCAUUAGAGAAAAGUUAAUUUAAUGAAGAAGAAGGUAAUGAUUAAUUUGAGGAAUCUCAGAUAGAAGGAUUUAAUUAAUCUGUUUUAAAUUAAUCCAAUCUUGGUGAUUUAAAUUAAAGUACAUUGAAACAAUCUAUUUUCUCCAUGUCUGUUUUUAAAGAACUAAUUAAUGAUGAAGAUGAUAAAUAAGGAUUAGAUGAAUUAGAUGAAGGUUAAUUAAUUUUUAAAUUGAAGAUUUAGAAAAUAAGAGUCAGAUUAUCAAAAAAUAAUAUAAUAGAUAAAUGGAAUCUAGAUAGUUUAAAAAAGACUAACUAUUAUGAAUUAGAAAUAGAUUAACUAAAUUGGUUAAUGACUAAAGAAAUUACUCAAUAAUAAAUAACUACAAUUAAAUAAACAAAAAUUGAGAUUCCUAUUAUUUAACUUUUUCAUUAUGAAUAUUGUAAUAUAUUAUCUGAAAAAACAUUUGAUGAUCAAAAUACAGAAGAUGAGAAUCAAGAUAUAUUUUAAAGUAUUAAUGAGGGUUUUUCCAAUAACUCUUAAACUAUAGAAAAUCAAGUGUUUCAUUCUUGUUAUAAUUUGAGUUAAAAUGAUGUAUUAGAAAAGAUAUAAUAGAAAAAAAAUGAAUUUAUUAAAGAAUAAGGGAAUUAUUAUUAUAAAAAGAAAUGCAUACUUCAAUUAUAUGAUGGUAUUAAAGAAUCAUCAUAUGAUGGUAUCAAGGAAGAAAAACAAUUAAUCACAAAAGUAGAUAAUUAAUUUAUAUAUGCUAAUGAUAAAAUUAUAUCCUAGGGUAAUGGGUUGUAAAUUUAAAUGCAUCAUCUAAAUAAUUCUUUAGCAAUUUCUAUUAAGUAGAUCGAUGUUAAUUUAAAUAUUGAUGAAAUCCUUGAAUUUAUAGAAAUAUUUAAAAUCAAACAUGAAAAGAAGUAAAUUAAAAGUAUUCCAAAUCUAAAUUUAAUUACAAUACAUCACAUUCAAUUCGAUAUUCAAAUAUAAGAAGCAGAUUAUAUAGAAUUCUAUUAUUUAUAAUAAAUCAUAAAGAAUGAUCCUAAUAGUAGUAGUGUCAUACAUUAAUAAUAAAAGAUAUCAUAUUUUACAUUCAAAUUUAUUGAUCUCUAAAUACAACAGUCUAAUUCUGGUUUUAUUACUUUUAAUUCAAUUACAUGUUCAAUGAAAGAUUAUGAUAGAAUUAAAUCAAUAUUUCAUAAUGAACUAAUUGCUGAAAUAGGAGCAUAAGAACAUUCUUAAAUAUUAAUUAGGCCAAUAAUCAAACUAAUGGAAACAAAAGAAAUACGUUUAGCUAUUCCUAAAAUUGAGAUUUUUAUUAAUAUGUCCUACAUGGAAUAUGUUAAGACCUUAUUUACAGUCAUUAAAGAUUUUCAGAAGAAAUUAUAGUUAUUAAGUAAAGAUAAAAAAGAGAAUAAAUAAAUAAUUAAAUUACUCUUUGAUGAAAUUAUUGUUAAAAUUAAUUUAGACUAAUAAACUAAUACGCAAUAAGCAAGAUUUAUUUUACAUGCAUCUAAAUUAGCAGCAGAGAUAAUUGGUAAAGAUGAAAAAAUGUUUACAUUAUAUAAUUGUUUGGUCAUAGAUACAAAUUGGAAUUGCAAAAGACCAAAACAUGAUAUUCCAAUUUAUGGUAGUUCUAAUGAUAUUAAAACAGAUUAACCAUUAUAAAUACUUCAUUUUAGAAAUCAAAAAUAUUAAGCAAAUUAAGUUUUAUUUUAUAAAUAAGAACGUUUUAACAGGGAAGGUUUCAAGACUCUUGUUUAAAAUGAAACAAUUAAAUCAGAACCUGAUAUGGCUUUCCAAUAUACAGCUAUUAAAUUGAAGAAUAAUCAAUACUUAAAUCCAGAUUGCUUAGAUGCUUUGUAUGGAAAAACUAAUUUACUCUCUAUAAAAAUUAAUUAAAAUAAGAAAAUAGAAAUUUAAUAUUAACAUGGAAUAAUUCAAGUUGAUGAAUAAUGGAUUGAAACAAUUACAACUAUCUAAGAUUUGGCUAAAAAAUGGGAAUAAACAUUGAUUCCAAAAAAGAAUACUUUACCCUAAAAUAAAUCUAUCCCUAAUUUUACAUUCACUAUUUAAAAUAUAUGGCUAAAUUAUUUACCAACCUAUAGGAAAUCAACCUUAUUAAAAUAAUAUUUAAUGAAAAAAGAACCAAUUAAAUCAAUAAUUGCCAUAUAACCUGAAUAAUUGUAUUAUUCUUGGAUUAGAGUGCUAAUCAGAAUUAAGAGUGCUACUGUAUCAAGUGAUUUAUAAGCACAUUUGAGUUCUGCAUAAAUAUAUGUUAAAAGUACAUCCAAGGAUAUUAAACAUGCCAAUUUAAGCUUUUUAAAUCCCAUUUUAUUAGUUCCUCCUUAAAUUGGACUCUUUGAUGAAAAUAGAAAAUUCUCAGAUGGAUUUUAAAUUGAUAAAGAUGAUUAAGGUUUAUUGAGACUUCUUUGUUUUUAAAAAUUAUUUAAAAUCAAAGGAUUAACAAUAUCAGGAAAUACUAUUAAUAUAGGUUAAAUAACUGGCAAUCUUAAAAAAGAUUCUAUAAUCAGUUUAUGGGAUAUUACAUCAAUGACUGUAGAAAAGAUAAAAAAAAUAAUUCCUGAAUAAUCAAAUGAUAAAUAAAUUUUUGUUUUGUAAGAAGGUCGUCAAUAUACUCCAAAUGAUAAUUUAAAUAUUUUUGAAGAUGAUGAAAUUGAACUACCUGCAAUAGAAAACACUCCUAAUAAAAAAUAGUUUGAAAUAAUACUUAAAAGUUUUGAAAUUAAAUUAACAGUAGGAUAGCAUUUUCCACCUGAAGUAUUUAGUGAUACUAAUCCUAUUAAUACAGAAUGUUCAUAACAUAAUUAAGAAUAGUAUUAUCUUGAACAUUCAAAUUUAUUACAUUUAGAAGAGUUUCCACAAAUAAAUGAUUAAUAAUGUAGUUCUAUUCUUUUUAGUUUGAAAGAAUUAAAACUAGUAUGUUGUGGACCUACAUAAAAAGAAAUUAAUUAAUUUUACUUAACUUUAUUGUAAUUUCAAAUAACAGAUAGAAUCUAAAAUUCCAAAUAUUCUAAGUUAAUAGGUAAAGAACCUAAUCAUGAAGAUAUAAAUUUUGCAGAAGUCUUCUAUUAAAUUGAUAAAAUAAAUAAUUCUAUCAAUUUAGAAGCAAAAAUUGUUCCAAUAAGAGUUUGUAUUUCUGGAGCAGCAUUAGAAUUUUUGUUGGAAACAUUAAAUAGUCCUGAAUAAUUAAAUCCAAAGGUUGAUCUUUUGAGUAAAUUAAAUGUAGGAAAUGAUAAAGAGUCAAUUAUUGAAUUCUGUGUUCAGGAAGGCUAUUAAGUUACAUUUUCAAGAAUAAGUGAAAUAAGUAAUAAUAUUAUAUAUUUAAUAUAGAAAAAUCAAUUAAGGUGAAUUUUUUGAAUAUUGAACGAAUCUAUUGUUAUAUAACAUUUGAUGGAAGUGGUGUCAAAUUAGAUGGAAAAUUGAAAGGAUUAGUAAGACUGGCUUCUUAUGAUAGCCUUUUGAUAUUUUUAAAGAGAGCUCAAAUUCAUAAUCUAGUAUUUGAAAAGGAUAGUGAUUUCAUCAAGUUCAUGUUUGAAUAAUACUAACACUUAUUAAGAAAUGAUUCUUAAUUAAUUUAAAAUUUGAUCACUUCUUUUAAAGCUUUUCAAAAUAUCACAAAUAUAGUAUUGGGGUAACAAAUACACUAUUAUUUAGAAUAUAAACUAUGUUUAUGACAAUAAUAAGAUAAGGUAUAGUAACUGGAGUAUGUUCAGGAUCCAUUCCAUUGGCAAAAGCAUUGGGAGAUGAAAUUGUUUAUUUGGCCAAAAAACCUAUUGAAGUUUGUAGUACAAUGACAGAAGGAAUUGGAUUAAAAAUGGCAAAUGUUGUGUUUAGCCCUAUUGAAAGAGUUUUAGACUAAUUUUCAGCAUUAGUAUGAUAUUUAACAAUAAUUAGACUACAAGCGAUAGAAUACCUAAAGAAUUUCUUAAGAAAAAUAAUGUAGACUAAACUAAUGCAUGA